Strongylus vulgaris is the source of this 246-nucleotide messenger RNA. NCBI's taxonomy places the organism in Eukaryota, Metazoa, Nematoda, Chromadorea, Rhabditida, Strongylidae. The record is from the annotation of a GenBank genome assembly.
AUUUUCGGACCAGUAAGAUCUAUGGAGAACAAUGAACAGAGCCGCUCUGAUCCCACCGCUAUGGAUGAAUUCUUACCACCUGACUCACUAUCUCCAUCUGCUGCAGCACUUUCUGCGCCUGAGCAUCCUCUGCGAGAUCUUGCUGAGAAUACAACUUCAGAUGGACAGGAUAUCUUUGGCAAUACACAUCCCACUAGCUUCGGUUACGACUUAUCUAUAGAUGAAACAAGCCUUUUAUACCAUUGA